Messenger RNA from Stereum hirsutum FP-91666 SS1, 714 nucleotides. RefSeq lists its product as uncharacterized. NCBI's taxonomy places the organism in Eukaryota, Fungi, Basidiomycota, Agaricomycetes, Russulales, Stereaceae. The coding region runs from base 1 to 714 and encodes 237 amino acids. The record is from RefSeq and is a predicted model, not a curated record. The transcript is spliced from 2 exons.
AUGGAUGCAACAAGGGGUAUAGGUCGUGGUUCAUACAUCUGGGGACGAAGUGUCCACAACACCCGCUCUGAGCGACUCUGGUACGAUGUCACGACCGGUUUUGGUGCCAAAUGGAAGAAGUUCUUCCUUGAGCUAGAACAUCUUAUUGAACACGCCCUCGAUCCUGAACGGGCAGCACAUAUCUGGCUCCUUCAUCAUCUGUUUCUCGCGUCUAUCAACGCCGACGCCACUGACUGGGUCGCUACGUGGAACUCGCAUCCUAUCACUGGGAGAGGUGUUCAGCGUCAGGCCUCUCCCCAAGAGAUGUACUUAAUGGGCAUGGCAGAGCUCGGCGCCAGAGGGUUGGACUACAUCACCGCAGAUGAUCAGGUCGUUACGGAGGACCCCACGGGAUACGGCAUAGAUUGGGAGGUUCAUGGUAACCCCACACUCCUCGCUCACCACCUUGAAAAUAACCCACAGGAAUGGGAGAGCGAAAACCCUUUUGCAUCUGCAGGCAGUCCGGAUAGAUUAUCUGAUGUGCCCUGUGAACCUCCGAACUGUCCUUUUACGCCACAGGAAGUUGCUAUUCUCGACAGGGAAUUGUAUGCAGAAUUUGGUACUUCUCUUGCUUCCCGCGAUAUGAUUGUUCGUAAGGCUGUUUGGAUUCAUGCAGUAAUGUCCUGUGAAACUAUGUACCGGUCGUUAUACACAGAUGUGUCUGCCUUUCAAUAA